This is a messenger RNA of Calliphora vicina (urban bluebottle blowfly), 2348 nucleotides long. RefSeq names its product neprilysin-4-like. The record is from RefSeq and is a predicted model, not a curated record. Gene Ontology annotation, molecular function: metalloendopeptidase activity. The transcript has a single exon. Gene Ontology annotation, biological process: protein processing. Lineage: Eukaryota; Metazoa; Arthropoda; Insecta; Diptera; Calliphoridae. The coding region runs from base 154 to 2280 and encodes 708 amino acids. Gene Ontology annotation, cellular component: plasma membrane.
UAUAUAGUGCAAAUAUUUAAAAUAAAUAUAUUUAAAAAAAUCAAAAAUAAAAACAGAAAAUAAAAACUCACAAGCAUAACCAAGACAACACAAGAUUAUAUUACAGAAAUUUAUAGCACAAACUAAGGAAGAAAAGAACCAAACAGCUACAACAUGUUAAAGUUAAGCAUUGUCUUUGGCUUGCUGGCGUCUAUAAUCUGGCGUACAACGCCGACAAAUUGUCGCCAGACCCACAAUCAAACACAGAACAUCAAUCAAUUGGCAGCCUUAAAUAUUGAACGUUAUAUGGAUGCAACGGCACGACCUUGUGAGAAUUUCUAUCAAUAUGCUUGUGGCAAUUGGUAUCAGCAGCAUAUUGAUGAAUUGGAUUAUGGUGAUGUCUUGGGCUUAAUGGAUUAUGAAUUGAAUCGUAAAUUGGAGCACUUAUUACGCAAACCCAGCACAGAGCAGUUAAUGGGCUCUGAUGGUAAUAGGACGGAAGAAAAUUUAACCGAUCAUGCAUUGAGUACCACAGAAAUGUCUCCAGGGGCAGAGGAGUACUCUUGGGGCAUAGGACAAUCGGCUACAGUUUAUGAUAAAGUUUGGACAUACUACAAGUCUUGUAAGAAAGUCAAGCCCUAUAAUUUGAAAAAAUAUCUGCAACUUAUUCAACCCGGUAGGGGAGUACACUGGAGUGUGUUGGCCAAGCAGGGUGGACGUAAAUGGAAUUCAGAGAAAUUUGAUUGGUUGGAAAGCAUAGCCAGAUUGAGAUUGUACGGCUUAAAUGGUGUUUUGCUUAAGGAACAGGUUUUACCCCGAUGGGAUGAAUCCACUUCAAUGAGCAUUUACCUGGACAAACCUGAUCUGGCUGAAACUUUGGCCAUGGGAGAGGGUGUCAUCAUUGAGUUGCUCAUGGAUAUAGGGCAAACCAAACGUGUGGCCAAUGAAAUUGCACGUGAUGUAAAUCGUUUUGAGUUCCAAUUGCACAAACUGCAAGAACUGGAGGAUGAGGAGGGACCCAAAGAAAUGCAAUUAAGCUAUUUGCAAGAAUAUAUGCCCCAAAUCGAUUGGUUGUCAUAUCUCAAGGAGCUCAAAGGUCCCGACACCGAUUUAGCCACCACGGUCAUAAUACAAAAUAUACCAUAUAUGAGAUCUUUGGUAAAACUGCUCAAUACAGUUGAUUCUUCUACCCUGUGCAACUAUAUCAUGCUGAAAUUCCUUAUCUAUCUGAAAGCCCAAGGGCCCAAUGAAAUCUCGCGCCAAGAGUGUAUAGCCAGCUUGAGAAGAUCUAUGCCUUUGGCUUUAAGCUAUAUGGUGGGUGUGCACUACUAUAAAGAUGCCGAGAAAAAUGAUCAGCAGCUGGAGAAAAUCUUUAAACAUCUCAAGCAAAGUUUCCACAAUAUUAUACAAGAAAAUCGCUUACAAUUGCCUGAAACUAUAGUACAAACUCAACUGCAGAAAAUCGAUACAAUGCAGCUGAGAGUGGGUUUUGCUCCCAGGAAUAUAUCGCAUGAAUACUUUGACAUGUACUAUGAGCGUGUAACCUUAGAUCCCAAUAAUUUCUAUGCCAAUCAGCUGAGCUUGUUAAGACUUACCGUGGAGCAUAGUCAUGAAACUCUUGAUCCUCUCUCCAAUCCUGAUCUGUUAGCCGAUGAGGCUGUUAUAUCUGCUGAAUGGCUGGGCAGCUCUUCCUCUCCUUUGUAUAUUAAAUCCCGUAAUGUGGUAAUUAUACCUUAUGGCUUUAUGCACAUGCCCAUCUAUCAUCGCAAUUUGAGAGACAUAUUUAAAUACUCGGUGCUGGGCUUUUCUCUGGCCCAUGAAAUGCUACAUGGUUUCGAUUCCUCGGGCAUUGACUAUGACAGUGCUGGUAAUAUUAUGGGUCCCAGUGAGGAGAUCUCGGCCAAUCAACGUUUCAUACAGGGCCUGCGUUGCAUGCAAAACGAAUUGGCCACCGGCUCACGCAGUCUCAAUGAGAAACUGGCCGAUUAUGAAGGCAUACGUUUGGCCUAUAAUGCCUACUUCACGCUUAACUCUUCCAAUGACAUACAUCAUCAUUUCUCCAAGGCCAUGCGUUCCAGAUUUCUGGUGCAGUUUACACCUCAGCAGCUGUUUUUCCUGAAUUUUGCACAAUUUUUCUGUGGUAAGGUGCAUCCGAAAUUGACACAUUCUGCCUAUUUGGAUCAUGCUUUGGAUGAGCUGAGAGUUCUGCAGACAUUGGCCAAUUUUGAGGAGUUCGGUAGAGUGUUUAACUGUGAGAAAAAGGAUAAAAUGCAGUCCAGACAUCGUUGUAGAUUGUGGUGAGAUUAGUAAAUUGUAUUUAUAAACUUGAAGUGAUUGAAAUAAAACUGUGAAAUUUUAAAUGAAAGAAA